CAAACACGUAUGCAGUGACGUACUUGAGGGUAAAGCGACAGUAUACGGUGUAUGUCUGGAGUUCUUUUCAAGGUCUGUACACCUGUUAUUAUUACUGUAGCGAGUUUCAGUUAAGGUACAUAGGUUAGGUACAAGACAAUGGCGUCGACGGCCGUGGCAGACGCGAACGCCGGGGGAUUCGGUGUCGGGGCCGCCGGAGUCGGGCAGGUCCUCGACGGCUCCAACCCGGCCAUCGUCCGGCUCCGGCAGCUCGUCGACGGGCCCCAGUCCUCAGAGGGGUGGAGGCGGUGCUGGGAGCAGGGCGUGACGCCGUGGGACCUGGGCCAGCCCACGCCGGUCGUCGUCAAGCUGGUGCAGUCCGGCACCCUCCCCGCCGGCGGCGCCACCGUCCUCGUCCCCGGCUGCGGCGGGGGAUACGACGCGGUGGCCCUGUCCGGCGGCGGCCGCUCCGUGGUGGGCCUCGACGUCUGCGACGCCGUCAUCCAGAAGGCCAGUCAGCGGUCAUCGUCGUCGCCCGACGUGGCCUUCAUUACCGCCGACUUCUUCACCUGGGCGCCGCCGGAGCCCUUCCACCUCAUCUUCGACUACACAUUCUUCUGCGCCCUUGACCCGUCGCUGAGGCCGGCGUGGGCGGCGAGGAUGGAGGAGCUGCUGCGGCCGGACGGAGAGCUCAUCACCCUCAUGUACCUGCCUCAAGACCAAGACUCGGGGCCACCGUACAACACGACAGUGCUCGACUACGAGGAGGUGCUCAAACCCCUGGGUUUCUUCAUCGAAUCCAUCGAGGACAAUGACGUGGCGGUCGAGCCGCGCAAGGGGCUGGAGAAGAUCGCAAGGUGGAAGAAGACAGCCAGCCGGGGCAGAAACGCCGAUAUGAUAUCAGAUCUGCCCUCUGAUAAUCUCUAGUUUCCUUAAAAGAUUGAAAUGUUUAAAAGAUUAAUUUUAAGGUUUUUCCCUUGAGAGGUUACAGUGGAGAGGCAUGGCAUGACAUGCAAAAUAGUAUAUCGAUGCACACAACCCUUUCUAUUAUAAUAAUUAUUUAUAAAACCAAUGUAUGGUUAUCAUGUUA
Molecule: messenger RNA, 1069 nt
Organism: Triticum urartu
Lineage: Eukaryota; Viridiplantae; Streptophyta; Magnoliopsida; Poales; Poaceae
Product: putative thiol methyltransferase 2
Molecular function (GO): S-adenosylmethionine-dependent methyltransferase activity
Source: RefSeq, a predicted model, not a curated record